This is a messenger RNA of Anthostomella pinea, 687 nucleotides long. NCBI's taxonomy places the organism in Eukaryota, Fungi, Ascomycota, Sordariomycetes, Xylariales, Xylariaceae. The record is from the annotation of a GenBank genome assembly.
AUGGCUGACGACCGUCCUACCCCUCUUCGCCUGGGCUCUACCGCCCCCAACUUCAAGGCCGAGACCACGACGGGUCCCAUCGACUUCCACGACUUCAUCGGCGACAAGUGGGUGGUCCUCUUCUCCCACCCCGAAGACUACACCCCGGUCUGCACCACCGAGCUCGGCGCCUUCGCCAAGCUCGAGCCCGAGUUCUCCAAGCGGGGCGUCAAGCUGAUCGGCCUGUCGGCCAACACCGUCGGCAGCCACGAGGGCUGGAUCAAGGACAUCGGCGAGGUCACCGGCGGCAAGGUCGCCUUCCCCAUCAUCGCCGACAAGGAGCGCAAGGUCGCUUACCAAUACGACAUGAUCGACUACCAGGACACCACCAACGUCGACGAGAAGGGCAUCGCCUUCACCAUCCGCUCCGUCUUCGUCAUAGACCCCAAGAAGACCAUCCGCACCAUCCUGUCCUACCCGGCCUCGACCGGCCGAAACUCGGCCGAGGUCCUUCGCAUCGUCGACUCCCUGCAGACGGGAGACAAGCACAAGGUCACCACACCGAUCAACUGGGUUCCGGGCGACGAUGUCAUUGUCCACCCCAGCAUCAAGAACGACCAGGCCAAGGAGCUAUUCCCCGAAUUCCGUGCCGUCAAGCCCUACCUCAGAUUCACCCCGCUGCCCAAGGAGAAGGCCACCGUCUCAUAG